AUGGCAAGCAGUGGCGGCGGCGAUGGUAGCGGCGGGAGCGGCGGAGGAAGUGGGCGGUCGGUGCGGGAGCUGAAGAGCAUGUUCGGCAAGGCCGCCGCCGCGCCGUCCGCCGCCGCAUACGUCAGCAAGCUGCAGGCCGCCACGGCUAGGGACCAGCCCUCCGGACAAGGCGGCGGAAAACAGGCGGAGGAUUCCCCGCUCUCCGCCGCGCAGCAGGCGCUCCGCUCCCCUUCCCCGCUGGCGCUUCCAGUCCAGCGGGACAAGGGGAAUCCGCCCAGCGGCGCACUUCCGCCGAACGCGCGUUCCGCCUCUCCGUCCCCCGUCCCUGCGCGCACCAUUCUCACCACCCCCGGGCAGGCCGCGCCUCGCCCUUCCCAUUCCGCGCAACCUGACGUCAGCAAGGCUGCAGCGGGUGCGGAGGAGCGGGGCGGCGGCGGAGGGGCAGGGGGGAGGGAGAAGGGGACGGCGAGUCAUGCGGCUGCGGCGGCACAGACGCAGCUGAGCGCGGAGCAGGCGGGGCGGCUGAAGCAGGUGGAGGAGAGCCUCGAGGCCACCAACUACGAGCUGGCGCUCAACGAGCAGGCGGGGCGGCUGAAGCAGGUGGAGGAGAGUCUCGAGGCGACCAACUACGAGCUGGCGGCGCUGCGGGCGAAGCACAACGAGAAGACGGCGCGGCUUAAGGCGCUGCAGGAGAGCAACGUGACUCUCGAGCACAAGGCCAAGGGGCUGCAGGCCGUGCAGGAGAGCAACGUGACGCUGGAACACAAGGCGAAGGGGCUGCAGGUGAGACACGUGGAGUUCUGCAGGGAAGACACGUGGCAUGCUGCAGGAGAGCAACGUGACGCUGGAACACAAGGACAAGGGGCUGCAGGUGAGGCCGCCACGUGGCGGGCUGUAAGUGAGACAAGUGGCGGGCUGCAGCAGAAGCCGAGAUCCUGGGUUCGAGAAGGAGAAGGAGGCGCUGCGGCGGCAGGUGGAGGAGGAGGAGGCGGGGUAGUGCUCGUGAGGCGCCUCAAAAACCCGCAUUCAAACAACAACCCCAUCCCCCCGCCCUCCUCCCAGGCAACGCUAACGGCAGCAGAAGCUGAGAUCGCUGGGUUCGAGGAGGAGAAGGAGGCUUUAAGGCGGCGGGUGGAGGAGGAGGAGGCGGGGAAGCGCGAGGCAGCCGUGCGGAGUGCCUUGGAGCGGCAGCAGGAGGAGCGAAUCGCCCCGCUGCAGUCCGCACUACAGACGCUGGAUGCCGCCCAUGAGGGGGCGAUGAAGGAGCUGGUUUUGCUAAGAGAGUCUUUUAAAGCGUCGGUGGAAGAGGGUAAGUAUUUAAGAGCUAGGCAGUCGGAAGGGGAGGUGCAAGUGGUUGAGCUAAGGAGUAUGCAGGAGGUGGUUUUGGGGGAUUUGGAAUCACUGAGAGGUCGAUAUGAGAGUGUGUGUAAGGAGCUUGAGGAGGAGAAGGAGGGGAGGGAGAGGGAGAGGAAGGAAGGGAAGGAGGCGAGGGAGAGGGCGGAGAGGUUAGAGAUGGAAAAAGCGAAGUGGGGGGGGAAGAUGGAGGAGGAGAGGAGGAUGAGGGAGGAACUGGAGGGGGAGGUGGAGAGGGAGAGGAGGGAUCGAGCAGAGGUAGAGGGGAGGUUGGAGGCAGUACGGGAGGAGAGAGAGGCGGAGAAGAAGGCUAGGGAGGAGGCGCAAGGUGUGUGUGAGGGAUUGAAGAAGGAUGUAGAGCGGUUGGAGGGAGAGGUGGAGGCGUUGAAAGCAGGGAGGGACGAGACUGGACGGCUGUUGGCAGGGGCAGAGGCGGAGAGGGAGGAGGAGGCGAAGAUGGUUCAAAGAGUGAGGGAAGAGAAGGACGAGAAGGAGAAACAGCUGGGGGAGUUGAGAGAAGAGCAUGGGAGGACGCAAGGGGAGCUGGAGGCACUGCGACUGCAGUAUAGGAGCAAGGAGGUUGCGUUUGAUACUCUGGUGGUGAGUCAUGGUGCCAUGGGUGCUGCGGUGGAGGCUAUGAGAGGCGAGAUGGAGGAGAAGGCUCGGCAGGCGGAGGCUUCUGCCAAGGCUGCGGACGAGGCUCGGCAGCAGAUGCUGGAGGCUCGGGAGGAGCUUGGGAAGGUGCAGGGGGAACUGGAGAAGGUGGUAAGUGAGGUGGAGAGAGUGAGGGAGGAGGUGAGGGGGAGGGAGAGCGAGAUUGGGGAGAUGAGGGAGAGGCAUGAGAGGGAGGUGGCUGAGAGGGAAGAAGAGGUGGAGAGACAGCUGGGUGCGUUGAGGAGUGAGUUGGAAGAGAGUAGGAAGAAAAGAGAGGAGGCUGAGACACGGGAGGGGGAAGUGAGAAAGGCAAGGGAGGAGGUGGAGAGGGCGAGGGAGGAGGAGGAGAGGGAGAGGAGGAAAGCAGAGGAGGAGGUGAGGAGGAUGGAGGAGGAGGUGGGGAGGGAGAGGGAGGAGCGGAGGAGUGAGGUGGAGGGGUUGAGGGAAGCACAGGAGCAGCUGGAGGAGAAGAGAGGGGAGGCUGAGGGUGAAGUGAAGAGGAUGACUGAGGAGGUUGAGAGGGUGAAGGGGGAGUGUGAGGAGAGGAGGAAAGAGGGUGAAGAGAGGAGCAGGGAAGUGGAGGAGAAGUGUGAGGAAGUGAGGGUGGUGAAGGGUGAGUUGGAGGAGUUAAAAAGGGAGAUGGAGGGAUUGAGGGAGAAAUUGGCAGAGAGGGAGAGGGACUUGGAACGAAUGAGGGGGGAGCUGGAGGCAGUGAGAGGGGAGAGGGAGGAGGGGAGGAAGAGAGAGGAGGAGCUGAGAGGACAGCUGGAAGCAGCAAAGGUGGAAGCUUCCAGGAAGGAGGCGGAGCUGCUGGUGCGAGUGGAAGAGGCAGGGAAGGGGAGAGAGGCGGCAGAGAGGGCUGGGGAGGAGAGGGGGAGGGAGAGGGAUGAGAUGAAGGCGGCUCUGUGGGUGGAGAAGGGGAAGGUGGAGGUGGGGGAGGAGAGAGUGAGGGGGUUAGAGAGGGAGAUGGAGGAGGUGAGGAAGGGGAGGGAAGAGAUGGGUGAGAGGGUGGGGCAGCUGGAGAAUCGAUUGGAGGAGGCUGGUGCUGAGCUGGCAGCGGCGCAGGCUGAUGUGGCGAAGCGUGUGGAUGAUUUGGCACGGCUGAAAGCUGAGGUGGACUCAAAGGGGGUUGAGCUGGAUGGGGUGAGGAAAGAGCUGGAGAAGGAGAAAGAGCAGCACAGAGAGACACGGGAGGGCCUGGAGGGGAUAAGAGAAGAACACAGGGAGGCAAAGGAGGAAGUAGCGAGGCUUAAGGAGCAGCUUGCAGGGAUCGGGGGCGAGAAGGAGGCUCUAGGAAACGCACACACGAAGCUAGAGGAGGAGGUGAAGGAACUGCGUGCAAGGUGGGAGGAGGUGAUAAGGGAGAGGGAGGAGGAGAGGGUCAAACAUGCCGGUGUGGUGGUGCGGUUGGAGGGGGUGCAGAGGGAUGUGGAGGAGGCGCGAGGGAGAGAGGAGGAGAGGAAGAGAGAGGUGGAGGGGUUGCAAGAGAGAGUGAGUGAGGCAGAGAGGGAGGUUGUGGAAUGGAAGGGGAAGUGUGCUGAGCUGGAAGAGGGGACGAGCCGGGUCAGUGCCAAGCUGGCAAAGGUAGAGGCUGAGCUGGCAGCUUCGCUGGCGGCUGCUCAAUUGGCAACUGUAGAGGUGGCGGGGGUGAGGGAAGAGGCCAGGGUGGCUCGGUCCGAGGCUGAUCAGCUUCGGGAAGAAGUGGCUCGGCAGACAGCCAAGGCUGAGGCUCGGGAAGAGGCGCGGAGGGUUUGGGAGGAGAAGCAUAGGGAGGCAGUGGCAGAAGGAGAGGUGAGGAAGCAGGAAGCAGAGAAGGUGGCUGCUGACGCAGACAAGAUGCAAGCUGAGCUGGCGGUGAUGAUGGGUGAGGUGGCAGCUGUGUCAGCAUCGCUGUCAGCUGCAAAGGUUGAGAGUGAAGCGGCGAGGAAGAAGCAGGAGGAGGCCGAGAGGCAGGUGCAAGUGGUGCAGGUACAACUGAGAGAUGCUCAGAGGGAAUUGGAGGAGGCGAAGCGAGGGGUGGUGGAGGCUAGGAGCGUGGGGGACGGGGAAAAGGGAAGAGCAGAGGUAGCUAUGAGGCAAGCUGCAGAGGCGUGGGAGGAGGUGGGGCGGUGGAAGGGAGAGGCCGAGCGGAGCAAAACCGAUGUUGAGUUGCUAGAGAGGGAGGUGAAGGGGAGGGAGGGGCGGAUUGAGGAGCUUAGGAGGGAGGUGAGAGAGAGGGAGAGUGAGGUGGUGGAGUUGCAGCAGGAGAUGGAGAGAGUGAGAAAGGAGAUGGAAGAAGUGAGUGUGAGAGAGGAGGAGUUGGCCGCGACAGUGAAUAGGGUGAUUGGGGAGGAGCAGGGGAAGGUGGCUGCGGCUCAAGAGAGAGUGAGGGAGGUGGAAGGGGAGAAAGAGAAGAUGGAGGAGAGAGUGAGAGAGGCUGUUGGGGAAAAGGAGAAGCUUGAGGAGAGAGUGAGGGAGGUGGAGGGGGAAGUGGAGAGGGUGAGGGGGGAGAGGGUGAGGAUGGAAGAGGAGGUGGUGAGUGUGAGGGAGAGAGCAGGGGAGGUGGAGAGGGAAGUGGAAGAGUUGAGAAAGGAGAGGGAUGAGCGGAGCAAAGAAGUUGACGAGUUAAACGCCAACCUGGCAGCGCUCCAUGCUGAGGUGGAAAAGGUGCAGUCAGAGCUGGCAGAAGCAACCGGAGAUCUGGAGAAGGAAAAAGCGGUAAGGGCAGUGGUAGCAGCAGAGAUGGAAGGACUCAAAUCCCUGCAUGCUCUGCUGCAGGAGGAGCAUGGGCGAAUGGUAUCAGAGCAGGAUCGGCUGGUGGGGGCGUACGAGAGGGAAGUGCAGGAGAAGGACGAGGUGAAGGCAGAAAAAGCAGCGCUCGCUGCUAAGGUUGCCGAGGCAGAGGUCCGGACCGAAGCUGUGAAGGAGGAACGGGUUCGGGCGGCUGCCGAGGCUGAGGAGGCUCGGGAAAAGAUCAAGGCUGAAGUGGAGCAGGCUCGGCAGGAGCUGGUUCGGAGGGAGGAGGAGGUGCGGGUGUUGAGAGAGCAAAAGAAAGAGGAGGUCGAAGCAUUGAAGCAGCAGCAGCAGGAGCAGCAGCAAAAUCAGCAGCGGGAACAGGAGAAAGAGAUUCAAGCGUUGAAAACGGAGGUGGAGGAGUUGAAGCAGCAGCAGGCUGUGGGUGUGCAGGAUGUAAACACGUGGAAGACAGCUAAUGAAGUGCAAGUUGCUGAGCUGGCAACAGUCAAGGCUGAGCUGGAAACCGCCCAUGCUGUGCUGGCAGAAAUGAAGAUUGAGCGCGAGAGUAAAGAGCGUGAGCUGGCAGCAGCUGCUGACGAAGCAAAGGCGAAAGAAGAAGCUGUGAACGAGAAAGAGGAAUUAUGCAGCAAGCUGACAAAUGAGCUGGAAUCGCUGAAAUCUGAGCUGGAAAUUCGUAAUGCUGAGCUGGCAGCGCUGACGGUGAAGGACGAGGGGAUAGCAGUGGCAGUGAGGGAGCAGAUGCAGGCUCGGAGUGAGGCGGAGGGGCAGGUGAAAGAAGCUCAAAGGGAGGUGCAGCUGGUGCAGGCUCAGCUGGGGGAGGUGCGAUCUGAGUGUGAGGGGCUGAGGGGUGAGAAGGAGAGGCUUGAGAGGGAGGUGGACGAAGGAAGGAGAGCGGUUGUUGAGAAAGAAAAAGAGGCUGAGAGGAUGGUGGGAGAGGUGGAGAGAGGGAGGGCCGAGGCUGCAAAGGCGGAGGGAAGAGCAGAGGUGCUGCAAGGAAUGGUGGCUGCACUGACAGUAGAGCUAGGCGCUCUGAGGAAGGAGCUUCAGGAGGAACGGGAAAAAUCAUCUGAUCGUGUUGCUGCUGCCGCUGCUGCUGCUUCUGCUGACGUGGCGUCUGCGGCUGCGGUGUCAGAGUCGCUGCGUGCCAGGCUGGCAGCGGCGGAGGAGAGAGAGAAGGAGCUGGAGCGGAGGGUGGAGGAGAGGGAGGAGCAGCUGGUGCGGGGAGUGGGGGAGGGAGAGGCGAAGGCAGGAGCAGCAAUGCGAGCAGCGGAGGAGAGAGCUAAGGAGUUGCAGAGGCAGUUGAGAGAGGAGGAGGCGAAGGUGGUGGCAGCGGUGGCAGGGGCGGAAGCAGCUGCUGCUGAGGUGGGUAGCCUGAAAGCAGAGAUGGGGGAAGUGAGAGCAGCGCUGGGAGCAGCAGAGGGCGAAGUUGAGAAAUUGCGAGGCGAGGUGGAGCGAGCAGAGGGUGAAGGUGAGAGGCUGCGAAGCAAGGUGGAGGCUGCAGAGGGAGAAGCAGAGCAGCUGAGAGGUGAGGUGGAGGCAGCACAGGGUGAAGCAACGGCUGCGAGAGCACAGGCAACUGCAGCGCAGAAGGAGGCAGAGACAGUAAGGGCCACACUGCGAACCACGGAGCAGGAACUCGUCGCAGCGAAUACUGACGCAGAGCAGCUGAGGGAGGCGCUAGGGGAGGUGCAGAGACAGCUGCGUGUUGUGACACGUGUGAAAGAGGCCCUGGAUGGCGAGGUGAGGAAGUGGAGAGAGGAGGCGGUGCUGCGGCAGAAGGUGGAGAGCGCGGAGGAGGGUGGGCGGGCUGAGAGGCGCGUGAUUGGGCUGUGGAGGGGCGCUGUUGAGGGCGCUCAGCUGCUGCAGCAGCGGCCGGGACAGCAGCUUGGGGGGCAGCAGCAGGGGCAGCAGGGUGGGCAGCAGCAACAGGGGAGGCUGGCAUCGAGUAUGUCAGUUGACAGCGGCCAGCUGCUGGGGCACCUCUCAGAUACCACCCCUGCACCCCCUCUCCCCGCAGCUCCUCCUGCUGAAGCUGCCGCCGCUGCUGCUGCUGUUUCUGGUGCCACCACUGCCAGCAGUGCUGCCCUUGCCACUGCACCUGCAGCAGCAGCAGCAGGUUCCCCAGCAACAACUCUCCCGCCCCGCCCCCCCACUCCAGCCUCCGCCCCUCCCAAGGUCUCCCAUGCCUCCCAGCCUGUCCCCCUGCUCGCCCUGCCAGUUGGCGCCUCCUCCAGUAGCACUGCCCCUGGAGUGUCCCACUCAGCUCCACCUGCUGCUGAUGGCAGUGCAGCUGAAGCUGGCUUCAAUCCAGACCGUGUUGCUCCUCAAGGGCUUUCCACACCAGCACCUGCUCAGGACCAGGGUCUUGUGGUGCAUGAGGGCGACGUGAUUGGUGGAGGCACUUUGACAACUGCUGCUUCGUCCGGUUCACCCGCUGCUGCUGAUGCCGUGCCGGCCUUGCCAGUCACCCCUGCCACUGCACCAGGCCCUCACACGAUCCCUCACUCUGCCACAUCUUCUCGCACUGGCUCCCACACUCCCACUCUCGGCUUCUCUCAUUUCAUCCAUCGCUCAAAGACAGACACUGCACGGGCACGCCCCUCAUCCGCCGAUUUCACCUCCGCAGUCAAAGCUGUGCGCCUCGUUUCCGCAUUUCGCAGCCCUGGCACAGGCAACGCCAGCCCUGCAGCCCAGGGAAGCCCGAGCCGGAGCCGUAGGCCGGGGAGCCCUGGUUCGGCAAGUGCAGGGACGAAGGCGAGUGGUAGUGGAGGAGGGACGCUGAGAAGGAUUGGUACAGGGAUGGUGGGGCGGUGGAGGGGUGGCAGUCAGAGUGCAGGUGGCGCCAGUGGAGGCAGUGGUGUGGAAUCUCAGGCUGAGCUGGGGGAGGUUCAGCCUGCACCUGCGCCUCGCACACAGAGUGAUGCGCACUAG
Molecule: messenger RNA, 7674 nt
Organism: Closterium sp. Naga37s-1
Lineage: Eukaryota; Viridiplantae; Streptophyta; Zygnematophyceae; Desmidiales; Closteriaceae
Source: the annotation of a GenBank genome assembly